Molecule: messenger RNA, 485 nt
Organism: Daldinia loculata
Lineage: Eukaryota; Fungi; Ascomycota; Sordariomycetes; Xylariales; Hypoxylaceae
Product: cytochrome C oxidase copper chaperone-domain-containing protein
Exons: 3
Coding region: 166-405 (79 amino acids)
Biological process (GO): mitochondrial respiratory chain complex IV assembly
Cellular component (GO): mitochondrial intermembrane space
Molecular function (GO): copper chaperone activity; copper ion binding
Source: RefSeq, a predicted model, not a curated record
AUCGACUGUCAAUUACAAAUCGCGUCAUACCAUUCCAUCUUUUUUUUUGAAUCACUAAUUGGCAGUUCCGCUACAUCCCGCGACAAAAGUUCAGAAUACCUACUUAAAUCAUCAACAUAUCUGCAAGUUCCUUACAUACUCUAAACACAGAAGAACACAAGCACAAUGGCAUCGCAAAGUAUCUCAAUGCCUUCAGUCUCCAACUCUGAGAUCAAGCCUGUCGUGAGCCCCGGCUCCCAAGCGGUUGCAACGUCGAAACCGAAACCAUGCUGUGUCUGUAAAGAUGAAAAGUCGAAGCGCGACGAAUGUAUGCUGUUCUCAAAGGCAGCCGAUCCCACCAGCGAUUGCAAGACGACCAUAGAUCAGUACCGAACAUGCAUGGCUGGCUUCGGGUUCCAAGUAUAGAGAGGCAAUGUGCCACAAGUGAAGAAGAUCGUGAUCACUUUUAGGAAAAUCUCUGUACAAUGUACAAUAAGGGAUCGAUU